Molecule: messenger RNA, 1893 nt
Organism: Penicillium chermesinum
Lineage: Eukaryota; Fungi; Ascomycota; Eurotiomycetes; Eurotiales; Aspergillaceae
Exons: 7
Coding region: 1-1893 (630 amino acids)
Biological process (GO): cytoskeleton organization; cell surface receptor signaling pathway
Cellular component (GO): cytoplasm
Molecular function (GO): protein binding
Source: RefSeq, a predicted model, not a curated record
AUGUUCCUUUUCCCGGUGGAGUUCGAGCUCCAUACAUCUCGGGCCCACGUCGCUCCUCCUACGCCUCCGUCGUAUCUGGCAACGCCUUCUCCCCCGAUCUCCGGCUCCUUCUCGAACAUACUGAAUCCUAAUACCGUUUCUUCAUAUCCUCCGCCUCUCCAGCCCGACGGCCGACUCCACCGGGCCCUGUCCGGCCUGGAUGCCGCAGACAUGCAUCAUAACUCCGCGUGGAGGUCCUCAUCAGACUCGCUGCCAUCCCACUCCCUCAAAUACGCCGGCCUCAUGCGCUCAUCCGACUUCUCCCCGAGCCUGAGCUUCCCCGACUCUCCUUCCUUCUUCACUCCCUCUUACCUCCGCCACUCCCGAUACGUAUCCCGCCUCGAUGCCGCUCAUCGAGCCAGGCUUGCCGCCCAGCAGCGCGAUGCGAGCUCCUCUACCUCAGCCCCAAAUACAUCUCUCUCCACCUCCUCUAGCAAUGUUCAUCUUCCUAAGAUGGCCCUGUCCCAUCGUGGCAUGACCUACGAUCUUAUCGAGCACCCACCUGCGACCCCCGACCCUCUCAUGCCCCUCCCGACUCAGUGGAGCCCCAACAGACAAAUUCGGCGGGCUGGAUUUAUCGGGCGAUGGAUUGAAGCUAAGCCCAAGGAAGGGAUGAUCGGCAUAGGAUUUUCCAGUACCAAGGCCUCGGUCGAGAGAUUACCCGGCUGGGAGCAGGAGUCAUGGGCCUACCAUGGCGAUGACGGGAAGUCAUUCUUUGGUGAAAGUCAAGGCCAGGGACGAGCAUAUGGACCGACAUUCGGUGUUGGUGAUACUGUAGGUUGUGGGGUGAAUUUCUCCACUGGAUGCGCUUUCUUUACAAAGAAUGGCAUUUUCUUAGGCGAUGCGUUUCAUGACGUACAUAACGUAAAGUUAUACCCGUCGGUGGGCAUGAAGAAACAGCCAAAAGUGCACCUCAAGGCUAAUUUCGGUCAAUACCCCUUUGUUUUUGAUAUUGAUGGCAUGGUCAAGUUUGAGAGGUCAAAGAUACAGGCGCAGAUUAAAAACACCAGCGUUGACAGCCUGCAACCGCCGCUUGGCGAAUCAGCACUUCUUCAAGAGCUGGUUGCUCAGUUCUUGGCCCAUGAUGGGUAUGUCGAGACCGCCCGAGCUUUUGCUGAAGAGGUAGCUACAGAGACAGCUGCUCUUCAAAACGGACAUGAGGAGCCCUUGAAGAAGUAUGAAGUGGAAGAGGACCGCGAGGCCAUCAACAGAAACAGGAUCCGCGCUGCUAUCCUCGACGGUGACAUCGACAAAGCCCUCAAGCACACUAAGGCCUACUAUGCUAAGGUUUUGGAGAGUAACCCACAGAUCCACUUCAAAUUGCGAUGCCGGAAAUUCCUUGAGAUGAUGCGCCGAGCCAGUGAAUUAUCCACCGAAUCCAACUUUUCUCAGAAGCGCAUGCGCACUGAUUCCCCCAGUCCGGACGAGCAUGCUGUCUUUGACCAAGAGAUGGAGCUUGAUGAUGGCGAGGAGUGGAAUGCGGAUGGCAUGGAUACCGAGUCUGAUAUUGCGGAACACAACAAUCUCCUAACAGAGGCUGUGCAAUAUUGCCAACAGCUAUCCAUUGACUUCCCAUCGGACGAGAAUGGUGGCGACAAGAAGAUGUUAGAUGACAUUUUUUCACUUGUUGCUUACCCAGAUCCCAAGCGAUCAGUCCAUGGCCAUUACCUUGAUCCUGCUGGCCGGGUGGCAGUGGCCGAAGAGCUAAACUCAGCCAUACUAGUGUCCCUCGGGAAAUCCUCUUCAGCAGCCCUCGAGUGGUUGUACCAGCAAACAGAGGUUCUAGUUAACGAAAUCAGUGAAGACGGCGGCGCCGGGGCGUUCAUUAAUGUUCGAGACGACAUUCUGCUUUGA